Hemibagrus wyckioides is the source of this 4984-nucleotide messenger RNA. RefSeq names its product RAB35, member RAS oncogene family b (gene rab35b). Gene Ontology annotation, biological process: endocytic recycling. Gene Ontology annotation, molecular function: GTPase activity; GTP binding. Lineage: Eukaryota; Metazoa; Chordata; Actinopteri; Siluriformes; Bagridae. The coding region runs from base 426 to 1031 and encodes 201 amino acids. The transcript is spliced from 6 exons. Gene Ontology annotation, cellular component: plasma membrane; endosome membrane. The record is from RefSeq and is a predicted model, not a curated record.
UGCUCCGCUCCGCUGCACAUCGCGAGAGGUUCUUUAUGCGAAUUUGUGCGAGAUUCCAUGGAACUACCGCGCAUGCGAGUUUAAGCUUAAUGGGUUAACUUUUUUCAACGUCAACUAUUUGUUACUCGGGAACACAUUGGGAAGCGUUAGCCAGCACAGGCUAGUAGUUUAGCAUUGAAUUUGGAGAGGAACCCGAGUUUCCGCCUUACGUGUAGAGCUGAACCCCGCCGAAAAAAGACGCCCGCUUUUUGGAAAGAUAAUCGACAUUUUCAAUUCUUUACCGACUUAUUCUGCCGAAUUAAUUAUUUUAUUUUAUUUAUUUAUUCAUUUAUUUAUUUAUUUUCCACGUGGAUUCGGUUCAUGAGUCGGGACAGGAGGCGUAAAACGACAGCGCAGGCGCGGCGAGUUUAGCCGACUUUACCGGCAUGGCCAGGGACUACGAUUACCUCUUCAAACUGCUCAUUAUCGGCGACAGUGGUGUGGGGAAAAGCAGUCUUCUACUGCGCUUUGCAGACAACACAUUUUCAGGUAGCUAUAUUACCACUAUUGGAGUUGAUUUCAAGAUCCGAACAGUAGAGAUCAAUGGUGAGAAGGUGAAGCUACAAAUCUGGGACACAGCAGGCCAAGAGCGUUUCAGAACCAUCACCUCCACGUAUUACAGAGGAACCCAUGGGGUCAUAGUCGUGUACGAUGUCACCAGUGCUGAAUCUUUUGUCAAUGUUAAACGGUGGCUACAUGAAAUUAAUCAGAAUUGUGAUGAUGUAUGUCGAAUAUUAGUGGGUAAUAAAAAUGACGACCCAAACUCUAAAGUUGUUGAGACAAAUGAUGCACAAAAGUUUGCAGAGCAGAUGACCAUACGUCUGUUUGAGACCAGUGCAAAAGAGAACAUUAAUGUGGAGGAGAUGUUUAACUGCAUCACAGAGCUGGUGUUACGUGCAAAGAAGGAAUCUGUGGCCAAGCAGCAACAGCUGCAACAGAAUGAUGUUAUUAAGCUCAGCAAGAACAGCAAACGAAAGAAAAAGUGUUGCUAGUGGACCUCAGACCUGAAUGCAACACUCGCUGCAGAAUCCCUAUAGAGAAAGACUUUAAUCACCUAAAUUAAGAGCAGAGAAAGCUAAAUAAAGAUAAUAAAAAUGAAAAACAUGUCCCUUUUGGACAUAAAUCAUGAAGACUUUUUAAAGAAAAUGUACAGAUUUUAGAAUUACAGAAUUUUUAAGUGGGAAUUCAAUAGAUGUGGUAUUUAAUAAAAUAUCCUCCUUCUUUCUUGAAGGACCUGCAAACUGACAUUCUCACCACACUGCAGAUUUUUAUAUGUAUCGAGUUUCUCUUACCAUCACGCCUGUUUUAUCUUUUUGUUUCUCUUUGGGUCUUCAUAUCAGGAAUGUGUUUUCUUUUUUUUUGUUUGAUGGAAUAGAUUUAUUUUCUAGAAGAGAAAGAAAGUAGUUUUUCUACGAACAUGAAAUCUUGGAUGCCAACAACUUAUGAAUUUUCACUUUAGUGACUGGCAAAAACAAAGAAUCACUUUAACUUGCAUAUCCAGUGACAAUGGCAUUACAAGCUUCUCAUGGUCUUUUUUGCCAAUUGCAUCUCCAGUGUUUUUUCUGUUACCUACAACAUAAGCUCACCUUACUAUUUGCCAAACAUUUGCAGGAAAACAGUGGAAAGAACAUUUUCUGCCAUGAUCUUAAUCAGUACCAUGGUGUCGUUCUGGAAUGUUGCCAUGCUAAAGCACUUGGGACUGCCAAAUUGGAAGACCUGUAUUUGGGGUGAACCUUCAUCACAGAGGAUACUCACCUCAUCUGCCAUUGUUUGCUGUGUUUAGUGUUAUAACUCACCUUUUCCCAAAAUGGACAUUCUGUAUGUGUGCAUUGUGUCAAGGUGUGAUGCUGUGCAUUCUUAUUGCAUUUACAUAUAUGCAAUUGGUGGAAUUCAAGUUAAAUAUAAAGGCACCAACAUUAGUUUAAAUGCCACAAGAAUAGUUUUCAUGAGGUAAAAGGUAAAGGAAAGAGUAAAAGUAUUAAAAAUAUUUAAGUAUUUAAUUUUGGACAAAGUAUGUAUUUACAGCUGAAUGCCUUGUCUUCAAAACCUAUUAACUUUAAUCCACUAUAAUUAGAACUAAAUGCUCAGAAUCAUCACUGUAUUAACAGCAGGUUGGUUUGAUGUCCCAUAAGCACCAUGCAAUGACCCAUUAAACCAUGUAGAGGAAUCAUAGCUACACAUCUGUCUGACUUUUAUCCAUUAUGUAUCUGUAAAAACAUUUGAAUUUGAAAAACGUUUAAUCAGUUAGGAAACACUUUCAGUGUCAUGUGGUUCUGCUGUACACUGGAGUAAAGAAAAUAUACUGCAUCUCCUCCCUCUUAUGAAUUAAAAAUAAUUUAAGUGGAUAAACAUUUGGCACAUCGGUUUUUUUUUUUGCCUUAAUCUUUAAAUCCGUGUUACUAAUGUUUUCCAUUGCCAAGCUACCUUCUUUUCCUUGUCUUUUGAGUAUUAGCAUGUUUACCUGUAUUUUAAUUUCAUUAUAUCCAAGUGCAUUCCACAUUCACUGUGUGCUGAUAAAUAAGAAGUUUGGAUCAUAUAAAAGUGUAACACUUUCAAAAGCACACUUUUACAUGUAAGCAUUAUUUAUUCUAAAGUUCUAAAGGCGUAGAAAAUGGCCUAACUACACUGUGAAAUUUCGGGAACAGCUGAUUUUUGUGUUGCUUUAUACUGAAGACAUAAUCAAUCAAAAGAUGAAUAAGAGAUAACAUCAUAAUUUUAAUUUCCUGAUAAUUACAUUGGUGUGUUUUAAGACUAUAACACAUUUGGUGUCAAACUACCCCAUUUUCGGGUGACAAAAAAUAUUGGAACACUAACGCCGAGUUCACACUGCACGAUUUUAGCCAUGAUUUUCAGUCGCCAACAGAUUUUGCGAAGUCGCCUUCAAUUGCCCGAAAUCGGAGGCAAAUUGGAGUUCGUGCACGCGAGUGACAGUCACGCAGUGUGAAUGACCAAAGACGAGAGAAUCGCCGAUGCGUUGCCGAUGCCAGUCGCGUAGCUAUGGGUGGGCCCAGAUCAAUUGCUUACAACAGAACAGACUGCUUUGACUACAGCGAUUGCUGGAUGUCUUUACACAUGCCUUUGUCCCUAUUAGUUUUUUUUGGCACGUCAUACGUUACAUCUAUCAAUUUUGGUACUUUCUGCGUGAGAGCGCCCUACGGCUACGAGGAAGAAUGAAACGGCUCUACGCUCAUGCCGCCCCUCUCCCUCCACACCAAGCAGAUUUCACAGAGGGUCACCGAAGUUUAGUUGCACAUUAAACUAAAAUGAAACAGAGCAACUUACUAAAGUUUGUGUCAAAAAGACGUUGUGUGCAGCCGGAGGAGAAAGAUAAUUCCGAUGUUCAGGAGCCAUCAAGCUCGAGUAGUAAGGAGCCCUGCUAGUGUUCAUUCACCUUUUACUCCAUCACCAGCAGCACUUUAUUCUCCAGCGUGUACCUCCCCUACACACCAGUGUAAAAGUAAGCCAAUCUACAUUUUCCUACUAUGUAGUUGUAUAGUCAUUGUUGUUCAUUUCAUGUGGUUUAUAUGGCCGAUGACUGUCCUGCUGAUUUGAUAAUGGUCUUGCGGCGCGUCUGUCAGAUGCGCGCGCGUGUGUGUGUGGUCUGGCCGCCGUGCUCAUGCUGUGCUUAUCGUUAUGUUCAUCAAACAGAAAUAAAGCAGAAACAUUUGCUUGACCAGCCGCAUCAGCGGCAGCACAUUCCAAAAAUAUUCAUUUGCAGAACGCACAAUCUUUGUUCCCCGCGGCUACCCAGCCAUUUCCUUCUUCAUAAUCUUUUUUUCUUUUUCGCCCUUUCGCUGCAAAUCAGCGCACUGACCAUUUGGCUCCUGAAACUUUUUGUGGGGUAACAUUUCCAGUCUCGCACGAGAACUCUGAUCUCACAUGUGAUCUUGCGUUAUUUUCUUAUAAUUUCUCGCAUAUGUCCGGUUGUGAAACGUAGUCUGUGGACCAGACAGAGCUGUCGGCGAUUCUUCCUAUUGUGAAGUCAUGCAGUGUGAAACCUCCUGUCGCCGAUCCAUCGUGCAUUAUGAACACAGCAGCAACGGAAUGCUAAAUAAUGGUGAUAACUGCUUCAUGCCUCCUGACAGUACAUCUAAAUGUAAAUAUCAGAAAAUGAAAGCAGAAAUUCUGAUCUAUCAUCUCAUUCUUCUUCUGAGCUCAUAUCCAAAUGUCUUCAAGUUGUAGCAAAUACACCCUGUCAAAUUUGCCUUGUCAUUUCAAUAACGGGGGGAGUGUAUAUGUCAAAAUGUAUGAAAACAGCAGUAAUACUGUUUGUUCUUCAUUACUUUACAUUUCAUUUGUUUUACAUUUGUGCAUUCAAGCUUUUGUGUUUUUGUGUUUCCUGAUCAUAUAAUUGCCAUAGACUACUUUGUAAAAGGUCAUGUGGCCAUGUAAUGUGUACUGCAAGUGACUCAUUUCAUUCCCAUGUGCCAAUCAUCUAUUUCAAAUGUUUCAUUUUUUUUGAGUAUAUAUAUAUAUAGAUCAGUAUUGUUUUUACAUUAUUUGGCCUCACGUGAUUGGACCAUUCUCAACGAGUCUUAUUACCACUCAGCAGAUUGUCAGUUAAUGGAGAGGUACUGAUUGAUGUGGAAGCAAGUGAAAUAUCUUGAGAUGAAAGAAAAUUCGGUUCUAUCUUUACAAGAAUACCCUUUCAGAAGAGAAUGAAAACUUUUCUUAGAAAUAUAAUUACCCAGGAGAGGCUGAAUGCAUUGGCCAUGCUGUCAAUGGAAAAGAGUCCAGUGACUGAGAUGACUGACUUUAACCAGAAGCUCAUUGCAAGCCAGAAAAAAGGAGAGCAAAAUUUCUUUUCAAAUAGUGUCACUGGCCUGUGAUUAGACAACUUUCCAGUGUUUUUUUUUAAUUAUUACCUUCAUUACUGAUAAUAAACCCACAUUGAACUCAAAUUCACUGAUUCAUAGUUCUCAUAGUAAUUUAUUGCAUGCACAGU